AUGAGCCAACUUCUUACUCCCAGACAAGCAGGAGAACUUCACAAAGCCAUUAUCGCAUACCUAUCAUCGAUCAACGUGAAGAGCACAGCUAUAUUACAAGAAGAACUCUUCAUCGAUGGAACUUUCGAAGAUGCCACUCGCAAGAAGUACGAGGGGCUAUUAGAACGCAAGUGGACGUCCAUCAUGCGCUUGAACAGGCGGAUACAAGAGUUGGAAGCCACCAAUGAAAAGCUAGAGACUCAACUCCAAUCCGCUGGGACUGUCAGGUCCCAUCAUGACUCGACCAACUGGCUCCCAGAUGCCCAGCCAAGACAUGCGCUCCAAUCUCAUCGAGACGGCAUCACAUGUAUGGCUUUUCACCCGGUCUAUUCAUCCCUGGCAUCUGGAUCUGAAGACUGUACCAUCAAGAUCUGGGACUGGGAGUAUGGCCAGUUGGAGCGAACGCUCAAAGGUCACAGACGACCAGUUCUGGGACUGGACUAUGGAGGCCCCAAGGACCAGAUACGACUGGCGUCUUGCUCGAGUGAUCUCACCAUCAAGAUCUGGGAUCCGAGCAAUGAGUAUGCUAAUGUUCGCACGCUGUGUGGCCAUGACCAUUCUGUUUCUGCUGUGCGGUUCUUGACUCCGAAUGGGAACUUGUUGGUUUCUGCUAGUCGGGAUGCGUCGAUUCGCAUUUGGGAUAUGUUGACUGGGUAUUGCGUCAGGACAAUAGACUCGCAGGGUGAGUGGAUCAGAGACAUUGCACCAUCUCUAGAUGGGCGCUAUGUUGUCUCUGCGGGCAAUGAUCGAGCGGCUACCAUCUGGGAAGUUUCGUCGGGAGAUGCUGUGGCACGGUUAUUGGGGCACGAGAACAAGAUUGAAUGCUGUGUUGUUGCGCCAACUGCAAGCCAUGAGUAUCUUGCUACUUUGGGGCCGAAGAAGUCGCACGAAGAAGGGUUGUUUGUUGCAACUGGGUCUAGGGACAGUACCAUCAAGUUGUGGAAUGAAAGAGGGCAGCUCAUAAAGACAUUGGCAGGCCAUGAUACUUGGAUUCGAGGGCUGGCUUUCCAUGGAAAGUAUCUGCUUAGUGUCAGUGACGAUAAAACCAUUCGAUGCUGGGAUUUGUCCCAAGAUGGGCGGUUGGUGAAGACGGUCAGAGGAACCUCUACGCAGUUCUUGAGCUGUAUUCGUUGGGGCCCUAGUUUAUUACGGUCUGGAGGAACUUCUCAUGUGCUUGCGAUUGGCAGUGCAGACUCUAAUGUGCGGGUCUGGAUGUGA
This is a messenger RNA of Penicillium canescens, 1257 nucleotides long. Its product is annotated as WD40 repeat domain-containing protein. The transcript has 3 exons. The record is from RefSeq and is a predicted model, not a curated record. Lineage: Eukaryota; Fungi; Ascomycota; Eurotiomycetes; Eurotiales; Aspergillaceae. The coding region runs from base 1 to 1257 and encodes 418 amino acids. Gene Ontology annotation, molecular function: protein binding.